AUGAGUUCAGUUAAUGAAGAUAAUCAAAUGGAACUUGAAUUGAAGGAUGAGGAUGUAGCUGAUGUUGAAAAGGAUGUAAUAACUGACAAUGUUGAAGAUGAUAAUGUGAAUGAUGAAAAUGCAGGAAAUGUAGAGAGUGUGGAAGGUGUUGAAGAGGAUCAUGUCGAAGAGAAUGACAAAGAUGAAAAUGAUGUUGUUAUAGAAGAUGAUGUUAAAGAAGAUGAUGUGAAAGAAGAUGAUGUUAAAGAAGAUGAUGUUAAAGAAGAUGAUGUUAAAGAAGAUGACGUUAAAGAAGAUGAUGUUAAAGAAGAUGAUGUUAAAGAAGAUGACGUUAAAGAAGAUGAUGUUAAGGAUGAUGAUGUUACAUAUGAUAAUAAUAAAAACGAAGAAAAUAAAAUGGAUACAUACAAUGACAAUAACGAUAUGAAGAGCAAAGUUGUUGAUAACAAUUUUAAUAACAACGAUAUGAAUAAUAAUAUGAAGCAAAAUUAUUAUAUGGCUCCAAAAAAUGAUAUGAAUAAUUAUGCCACGUGCUACGAAAUAUAUAUACGCAAUUUACAUAUUGAUAUCACUAAAGAAGAAAUAUAUAACUUGUUUGACGGGUAUCGAAUAAAAAGAAUUAAUAUUUUAAACAAGAAAGGUAAGACAGCUGCUGCAUAUGUUGAAUUCGAUAAUAUGGAAGAUAUGAACAGAUCUUUAGAGUUGAAUGCGAAGAUGAUAUAUUCUGGAAAUAAUUCUUUUGAACAUGGUACUAUAUCAGUAAUAAUAAAUAAAGACAAGAUGAAGAAUUUUCAUGUAAAUCAGAAGCAAAAUAAAUUCAAGAAAAUGAUUAAUAGAAAUAAUAAUAAUUUUGGUAGUAUUCGUCAAAGUAAUAAUAAUAUGAAUAAUAUUAUGAAUAAUUAUAACGGCAACAAUAACAACAAUAAUAACAAUAAUAAUAAUAAUAACAAUAAUAAUAGCAAUAAUAAUAAUAAUAAUAAUAGUAACAACCAUAUGAACAACAAUAGUAAUAAUAAUAUGUAUAACCAUAUGAAUAAUAAUAAUAAUAAUAAUAAUAAUAAUAAUAACCUGUUUUAUAAUGAUAAUAAUAAAAACAUGAAAAUGGAUAUGAUGAAAAAUGUAGGAAAUACAAUGAAUAAUAAUAUGAAUCAAAAUUUUAACUAUAACAAUAUGAAAGGAAGUUAUAUAAAUAACAAUCAACAAGUAGGAGGUUCAAACGUACAUAUGAAUCACCAACAAAAUAAUAAUAAUAUGUUAAAUGAUAAAAUGAAUAAUAAUACUUUUAAUUUUAAAAACCACAAUUAUGUAAAUAAUAAUCAUAUGAAUAAACAAAGUAUUGCUGAUAAUAAUAAUAAUAAUAAUGUUCAAAGCGGAACAGAACAAAGGAAAAAAUUAAUUCUGAAAAAAAGAUCUGUGCCACUAGAUCAAAAAAGUUAUGUUGUCAAUCCAAAUAUUUUUGGAGAAGCCAAACCUGUUGAUAUUGAUCCAGAAAAAAUAUUAAAUGAAAGUACUACAAAGGAAAAAGACAUAAACAGCACAAAUGACAGCAAUAAUAAUAACAAUAAUAAUAACAAUAAUAAUAAUAAUAAUAAUAGUGAUGAUGAUGCUGAAAGGAGAAUUGAAAAUAUGGAUGAUGUAGAAAGGAAAAAAGAACAACAAGAAGGAACAGAUAAAUAUAAAAAAUUAAGUCAUCUAAGCAAUAAUAAUAAUAUGAACGAAUUUAAUAAAGAUCAAAAAAACAGUAACAUGUCUAAUAACAAAAAUGUCUUCAACUACAAAAAAAAUAACAACACUAAUAGGAACUUUAAUUAUAAUAAUAAUUUUACAAACAAUUCAAAAAAUAAUAACAAUAAUAACAAUAAUAAUAACAAUAAUAACAACAAUAAUAAUAAUAAUACGAAGAAAAUAUUUAUGAUGAAUAAAAAUAAUGCAAAUAAUAAUAUGAAAAAGAGUAUGAACAAUUUAGAUAGUAAUAAUAAUAUGUCAGGAAAUAAAAACCUAACAAAUUUAAAUCAUUCGGGUAAUGUGAAUAAUAAUAAUAUGAUUAAUGAUGUGAACAAUAAAAAGAUGAAUAAUAUGAAUAAUAAAAAUUUUAAUAAAAAUAUAGAUAAUAAUAUAACUAGAGAUUUUGCAAAUUUAAAAAAUAAUAACCUAGAUGAAAAUAAAAAAAAUAUUAAUGUUAGUGUUAUACAUAGCCACAUAUAUGAAAAUAAUAAUAAGCUAUAUGGUUCAAAUCAAGAUGAAGAUACUUCAACAAAUAAUAAUAUGAAUAGUAAUUAUGUAAAUAAUGAAGUAGCAAAUAGUAGUAAUGUCAAAGGAAAAUUUAGUAACUUUAGAAAUUCACAUGCUAGUAUGGACAAGAAAAAUAUAGAUCAUAAUAAUAAUAACACAUCAUAUCAGAAGAAAGAAUUAAAUAUAAUAAAAAAAGAUGAUAAAGCUAAUAUUAAAAAUAUUAUUAUGAAAAAUAUUAAAAGAGAAGAUAAUAAUAGUAAUAAUAGUUCAUACAAUGCUGGUGUUAAUUUGUCAAACUCAAGUCACUUCCGUAAUGAUAGUUCAUCAAAUAUCAGAGGUCAAAAAAUGAAUGAUAAGAAAAAUACAGAACAUGAUUUAUUAAAUAAUGAUAAUAGAGAUAGUUCAAAAAAUGUAGAUGACGAACAAGGAUAUGACAAUAUGAAUAGAAAUAUGAAUUCAAAAGGAAAUACAGAUAGAUAUAACAACAGCAACAAUAAUAAUAAUAGUAAUAAUAAUAGUAAUAAUAGUAACUCGUAUAAUUAUAAUAUGGAAAAUCUUUAUGAUAGCUCAUUGAAAUAUGUAAAGAAUGCAAACAACUUAAACAAAACCAAAAAAAUAACUGCAGUAAAAACAGUUAAGGUUAUAGCUACAGAAAAAAAAUAUGAUGAUGAAAAUGGAGAUGAAGAUAAUAAAGAUGAUAUUAAUAGUAAUAACAUAAAUGGAGAAACAGGAAAUGAAAAACAUUCCAAAGAAGAUAAAUACCAUGAUGAUAAAAAAUUAGAUAAUUCAAAUGAAUCUAUAAAGAGUAAUGAUAAUUAUACUUAUGAAUCAGAUGUCUCAGAUAAUAAUAAUAGUAUAGAUAAUAAUAAUAAUAAUAAAGAUAUAACAAGUACUAACCUGAAAUCUACUUUAUUGCAAUCAAAAACAAAAAGGAGAGUUAAGAAAAAAACAACAGACGAAACAGAAAAUAAUAAUGUAGAAAAUAAUGAAUCCAAUGCCGAUAAUAAUGCAAAUGCUGCACAAGGAAAAAGUCAAAAAAUUGAUAUUCUCAUCAAGCCAAAUUUAAAGAAAGGUGAAAAUAUAUGGGAAGCUAGAACUCAUCUAUUGGUUGAACAAAAAGAAAAUGCUGUAUCAAAUGAUAAGGCAUCACAUUAUAGUUCUAGAAGAAGUAGGUCUCAUUCUAAUAAAGUAAGCAGAGGUAGUAGUCGAAGAAGAGAAGGAAGUAGUAGAAGAAGAGAUAGUAGUAGAAGACGUGACAGUAGUCGUCGAAGAGAUCGUUAUAGUAGACGAUAUGAAAGAAGGUCCGAAAGAAAAGAAGAUAGUAGAAGAGAAGAAAGAAGAGGAGGUGAUAGCAGAAGAGAUAGUAGUAGAAGAGACAGUAGUAGAAGAAAUGAUAGAAGAGAUGAAAGUAGAAGAGAUGAAAGUAGAAGGGAUGAAAGUAGAAGGGAUGAAAGUAGAAGGGAUGAAAGUAGAAGGGAUGAAAGUAGAAGAGAUGAAAGUAGACGUGAUGAAAGUAGAAGAGAUGAAAGUAGACGUGAUGAAAGUAGAAGGGAUGAAAGUAGAAGAGAUGAAAGUAGAAGGGAUGAAAGUAGAAGGGAUGAAAGUAGAAGGGAUGAAAGUAGAAGGGAUGAAAGUAGAAGGGAUGAAAGUAGAAGAGAUGAAAGUAGAAGAGAUGAAAGUAGAAGGGAUGAAAGUAGACGUGAUGAUAGAAAAGAUGAUCAUGCUGAUAGUGUUACAACCAAAAAAGAUGAUUAUAAAAGAAGAGGAACAGAUGAUAGCAAAAAAGAGGAUAAUAAUAGAGGAGGAAGUUCAUAUGAUUAUAAUAGUAGAAAACAUAGAACAUAUGAUAAACAUAGUAGUAGUAGAAAUAAUUAUGAUAGAAAAAGAAAUAGUAGAUAUAGUGUAUCAGAUAAGAAAAAUUAUGAUAAUAAAAGUUAUAUAUCAGAUGAUAAAAGAAAACAUAGAGAUUCAUAUGAUAAAAGUUUUAGAAAUUCACAUGAUAGAUUAAGUUAUAAAGAUAAUUAUGAAAAAAAUAAGGAUAUAAUUUAUGAAAGAAAUAGUUAUAUAGAUUAUGAUAAAAUGGAUAAUAAAUAUUUUUCAAAUAAUUAUAAUUCCUUAAGACAUAAUAAAAAUUAUAAACAUCAUGGUUCUCACUCCAAAAUUAAUAACUAUAAUUAUUCAAAUAAUUAUAAAUCAUCAAAUUAUUAUAAAUAUUCAUCUAAAGGUAGUUUUUAUAAAGAUACUAAAUCUUCAUCCAAAGUAAAUGAGAAAGAUAAACAAGAAUCAAAAACAGAAAUGCAAACCAUUCCAAAGAAAGCUAUUGUAACAGCUGUUAAAACAAAUAAUGUUUCUAUAAAAAAAAAUAGAUACGAGUGUUUAGGAGAUGCUGAUGAGAGCGACAAAUGA
This is a messenger RNA of Plasmodium adleri (nom. inval.), 4638 nucleotides long. RefSeq names its product asparagine-rich antigen. The record is from RefSeq and is a predicted model, not a curated record. Lineage: Eukaryota; Apicomplexa; Aconoidasida; Haemosporida; Plasmodiidae. Bases 1 to 4638 code for a protein of 1545 amino acids. The transcript is spliced from 3 exons. Gene Ontology annotation, molecular function: RNA binding.